Messenger RNA from Andrographis paniculata, 860 nucleotides. RefSeq names its product zinc finger CCCH domain-containing protein 3. The transcript is spliced from 5 exons. The record is from RefSeq and is a predicted model, not a curated record. Gene Ontology annotation, molecular function: nucleic acid binding; zinc ion binding. The coding region runs from base 35 to 505 and encodes 156 amino acids. Lineage: Eukaryota; Viridiplantae; Streptophyta; Magnoliopsida; Lamiales; Acanthaceae. Gene Ontology annotation, cellular component: U12-type spliceosomal complex.
GAAUGCUUUGUUGAAUUUGGGCGAGGGAAGGAGUAUGCCGUUGGGCAAAUACUACUGCGACUACUGCGACAAACAAUUUCAGGACACCCCGGCCGCGCGGCGGCGCCACCUCCAGGGCACCGUUCACCAGAGAGCCAAGGCUCUCUGGUACGACUCCGUUCGAUCCGCCUCCCAAGGCUUGCAUCAAGGCUAUGAUCUUCCGCCGCCUGGGAAAGGACUAUGCAAUCGGUUUGUCCGUACGGGUUCAUGUCAGUAUGGAGAUUCUUGCAAAUAUUAUCACCCCAAAACGACGCUGCCAAACAUGAGCACUCAAGGAAGGGAAGGAACAAGCGACGCCAACCAUGCCAGGUCGCAGGGUAUUGGCUUUCAGCAGGGAGAAGCAUCCCUACCCAGUGUUGUUCUGUUUGAAAAGCACAUGGGAACAUCACUUCGAAAUUUGCCUCCAUCUCUGUGGCCUCCGCCGGAGGGUGGAUAUCCACCAUUGCCCUUCAUUGAUUGGGGAUAGAUGAGCUGCAGGAUUGGUCUAGGGAGCUUAUACUUCUGGUCUGUUCAUGUGCUUUUAGAUGACUCUCUAUUGCCUGAAAUACAUUCUUGCUUUCCUUACUGCCAUUGCUUAAGUUUCAUCCUGAGAAUGAUUGGCCUAAAACAUGGGUUGAUGUGCACUUAUGCCAAUCAUCAAUCUAUGACUGUUUAUUGGAUUGAAUGUAGAGAGAGGUCAUUUAUAGACCUUAGUGUUCUGUGCAACUGGGAUUUCGACAAAAGAAUAGAAAUAAAUAAAUUAAUAAUGAGCCUGCAGUAAUAUCUAAUCUUGUUUAGCUAUUUUUCAUCUGUUACGGGGCAUACUUAUCAUCACAGUACAU